UUUGUGCUAUUAAAAUCAAAUUCCCUACCAAGCUGCCAUUUCAUUUUCUCAACCCUCUUCAUCAUAUCUUCAAAACCUCUGUUGCUGACACCAAAAAAUAAAAGACUUGCCACUUUUUAAAAAGUCCUCAUCACUUAAUAAUCUUAAAUAAUUGUCACCAUAUUACAUGGGAAGACAUUCUUGCUGCUAUAAGCAGAAGUUACGAAAAGGCCUUUGGUCUCCUGAAGAAGAUGAGAAAUUGCUCAAUUAUAUCACCAAACAUGGCCAUGGAUGCUGGAGUUCUGUUCCGAAACUCGCAGGGUUGCAAAGAUGUGGAAAAAGCUGCAGAUUAAGAUGGAUUAAUUACUUGAGGCCUGAUUUGAAAAGAGGAGCAUUUUCACAGCAAGAAGAGAAUUUAAUCAUUGAACUCCAUGCAGUUCUUGGCAAUAGGUGGUCACAGAUUGCAGCACAGUUACCAGGGAGGACCGACAAUGAAAUCAAGAAUUUAUGGAAUUCUUGCAUUAAAAAGAAGCUGAGACAGCGAGGAAUUGAUCCGAAUACUCAUAAGCCGCUGUCCGAAAUUGAGAAUGUGAAGGAGAUUAAACAGAAUUCAAAUCCUAAACAUACCGAGAAAAAUUCAUCUGAUGAACCAGCAGCAGCAACAAAUUCAAAUAAUGAUAACUUGGCACAGACUCCACCGCCAACUCAAGAGUUUUUCACAGACAGAUUUGCUAAUGAAGGGUAUUUUCCUUUUCAGAAACUGAAUUACAGGCCUAAUACUUCAAAUUCUAACAUCUGUUUCAAUCCAAAUUCUUCAUCUUCUGACCAAAUGAUUAAUAAUAACAAUUCUGAGUUUACUCAAACUAUUCUCCCAUCAAUAUCGACUUCAAUGUUUCAAACCCCGAUUCGCGUAAAGCCGUCGCUGAAUCUCCCAUCAGAAUCUCAUUCUGAUGGCAUCAAUUGGGAAGCUAAUAACAGCUUCAUUCUUGAAAAUGAUGUUGAAGAGAUUAAAUGGUCGGAGUUUUUAAGUAACAGUCCAUUUUUUCUUGGAAAUAAUGGACUUCAGAACCAGACUUCUCAAGCUAUGUACAGUAAUGAAGUUAAAGCAGAAACUCAGUUUAUUACAGAAGGGUCGAGCUGGCAACAAAAUCAUCAUCUUCCUCAUCAACCACCUUCAUCGCAGCCGUCGGAUAUCUACACUAAAGAUUUGCAGAGACUUGCUGUGGCUUUCGGACAAACUCUUUAGAUUGUGUUUCAUUAAAAUGUGCAGAGUCUAAUUCAGUUAUAGUUUUUAUUUUAUUUUUUUGAGUUGGUAAAAAAAAAAAUUGUGUUUUCUUUUCUUUUACAGGUGUGUUCUUACAGAUUUUUUCUUGUUAUUUCUUGUAAAUUAUGUGUCUGAUCAUACAUAAAAUUUGUUCGGUCUUUUAUUACUAAA
This is a messenger RNA of Mercurialis annua (annual mercury), 1414 nucleotides long. Its product is annotated as transcription factor MYB61. Gene Ontology annotation, biological process: regulation of stomatal movement. Bases 167 to 1225 code for a protein of 352 amino acids. Lineage: Eukaryota; Viridiplantae; Streptophyta; Magnoliopsida; Malpighiales; Euphorbiaceae. The transcript is spliced from 3 exons. The record is from RefSeq and is a predicted model, not a curated record.